UAUCCACAAUGAGCCGAAACUACCAAGAGGAUCAAAACAAUGAAAUUGAAGCUCUCGACUCGAUUUACUGUGGCGAUAUGCAGAUUUUGGAAAAGGAACCAUUUCACAAGUUCCAAAUACCCAUAGCGACAGAAGAAUUUGACAAGGAUACUCAAGAGAAUGGUCUUAGUUGUAUAAUGGUGUUCACCUAUACUCCAACCUAUCCCGAUGAAGCUCCAGUAGUAGAAAUCGAUGAGCCGGUAAAUUUUGAGGAUGACUACGAACAACGUUUGUUGGAUCACUUGAAAUCGACAAUUGAGGAAAAUAUUGGCAUGGAAAUGAUUUUCACAUUGGUCAGUACAGCCCAAGAAUGGUUGAAUGAACGUUGGGAUGACUACAAAAAAGCUCAGGAAGAUGAACGUGAACGCCGCUUGCUCGAAGCUGAGGAAGCGGAACGUAAACGUUUCGAGGGAACACGUGUAACCGUGGAAACAUUUAUGAAAUGGAAAAUGGAAUUCGAGGAGAGUAUGGGCAUUGCUGCCAAACGUGAAAAAUCGAAUGACAACAAGAAACUCACCGGCCGGGAGUUGUUUAUGCGCGAUACCACGCUUAAUGAUUCCGAUAUUAAAUUUCUUAUGGAAGCCGGUGAUAGCAUUGAAAAUGUUAAAAUUGAUGAAAGUUUGUUCCAGGGCAUCAACGACAUCGAUUUGGAUGAGGAUGACGACGACGAUGAAGAUUGGGUGCCCGGUGAUGAUAGUGACUAAA
This is a messenger RNA of Musca vetustissima, 744 nucleotides long. Its product is annotated as RWD domain-containing protein 1. Lineage: Eukaryota; Metazoa; Arthropoda; Insecta; Diptera; Muscidae. Gene Ontology annotation, molecular function: protein binding. The record is from RefSeq and is a predicted model, not a curated record. Bases 9 to 743 code for a protein of 244 amino acids. The transcript is spliced from 2 exons. Gene Ontology annotation, biological process: cytoplasmic translation.